UUGACAAUUCAAAUUUUUUGCAAAAUAAAUUGUUUUGACAGUUAGUAUAAUUAACGUCGCCUAAAGCAGGUCUAGUCAUUUAAAAAGUAUAAAAUAAAUGUAUUUUGAGUUAUUUGUGAAAAAGAAGAAGAAGAAAAAAGUUUUUUUCUAGAAAGGAAUAGAAAAAAUAAGAAAAAUAUUCUGCUUGAUGAAAUAACACUGUAUAUAUUACACAUAUAUGAUAUACAAUUCAUACAAUUUAAUAACGCUUUACAAUUUUGUAUCCUUACAAUAAUUAACUAUACUUGUUUUAAAAGAAUUUAACUUAAUUUUCACAUACGAAAACUAAAUUUCGAUGAAAGGAAUUGAAUGAAAGUAAAUACUGUAUUUUGAAAGACGAAAAUGUUUAUCAGCAUCAAGGACAAGAGAUGAAUCAGUGUUUUGAAUAGCUGUGAUAUAACUAGAACAAGAAAAUCAUUUGCAAAAAAAAAUGGAUUCUGUGGAAUUUUAUGAUGAAGAGGAUUAUAUUGAUCAAUGUCAGGAUCAUUUGGAACAAGACAUUGAUCAAGAAUAUGAAUUUGAAUACGAGCAAGAAACUCUAACAGAAUUGUAUGACCUUUGUUUGAAACCGACAUUUAUCCAGACUGUAGAACAUUUUAUUCCUCUUUUAGCCGUUUCCGUUUUAUAUAAAAUUAUUUCUCAAUCUUCUUUCAUUCCAAAUAGAAUGAAACACGGUGCCUCGAUCGUAAUUGGUCUUCUAAUUCUUCGUCAUUACGUUCCUGAAAGUUUACAUUUAUUGUCAAUAUUCGUCGUGAUUUCCAAUAUUUAUUUAUAUUUACCAAAAAAGUAUCGACAUGGAUUUGGAGUCUUUAUACCAAGUAUUAUUAUCAUUUUAUAUUGUGAAUUAUACUUGGAUCCGGUUUCAUGGCACAAAAUUCGUAGCGUCUUGAUGAUCGCUGUGAUGAAAGAAAUUAGUGUAGCUAUCGAUCAAAAUGAAAAGAAUGAGAGACCAAGUUUUUUGGAAUAUAUCGGUUAUCUAUUUUGUCCAAUUACGUCUAUAUUCGGCCCCUGGACAUCUUUUAAGGAUUAUGCAGAAUUUGACAGACAACAAUCUUGGAAUUUGAGAUGGAUACUAAAAAGUGUGGGAUAUUUUAUUCUAAGUCUUGUUUUUCUAAACAUGUCAAAUUGUGGAUGUAGUUGGAUUAUUUCCGAUAAUUCUGGCAAAUGGCUUCUCGCUUAUAGAGACGCAUUAUCGUUCAGAAUGUCUCAUUAUUUCAUCUCCAGUUUAUCGUCUUCAUUUCUACUCCUAGGAGGAUUUUCGGAAAAUUUAAUUUCAAUUACAAAACCAGUGGAAAUUGAAUUUCCCAGAUCACUCGUACAAGUUGUUAUUUCAUGGAAUAUUCCAAUGCACACCUGGCUGAAAAUUUACAUAUUUCGACCAGGAAGAAGGGAAUUCGGUAAAUUUGGAGGAAUUCUCUUGACGUAUCUCGCAAGUUCCCUGCUGCAUGGUUUAAACUUUCAACUAGCAGCCGUUUUAUUGAGUUUAGGUUUCUACACUUAUAUUGAAUUUCAAUUGAGAGCUGUUCUCUCGACGACAUUAAGUGCUUGCAUAUCGUCGAAAAAGUGCCCUAAAAAUCAAUGUCAACACGAGAAGAACUCGUCCAAUUGUUGGUGGGUAACUGGAGUGAAUAUUGGAUUCUCAACAUUAGCAAUGUUUCAUUUGGCCUAUUUGGGUCUCAUGUUCGACACGUCGGAAACACAGGAAACCGGUUACAGUUAUUUACAUACUCUUGAAAAAUGGUCUAAACUCGGAUAUUCCAGCCACUGGAUUGCAUUCGCUACUUAUUGCGCCUACUUCUUAAUCAGGUAAAAUUGACACGACAGUAUUUAAUAUUUUUAUUUUAACGAAAGCAAAUCUGUGAUUCUCUCUAUUAAAAAGACAAUUUUUCCAAACAAACUUUUUGUACUUUUAUAACAAUAUACUGACAAUAACAUUA
Molecule: messenger RNA, 1976 nt
Organism: Leptopilina heterotoma
Lineage: Eukaryota; Metazoa; Arthropoda; Insecta; Hymenoptera; Figitidae
Gene: por
Product: protein-serine O-palmitoleoyltransferase porcupine
Exons: 7
Coding region: 470-1849 (459 amino acids)
Biological process (GO): canonical Wnt signaling pathway; lipid modification; protein palmitoylation
Cellular component (GO): endoplasmic reticulum; membrane
Molecular function (GO): palmitoleoyltransferase activity; Wnt-protein binding
Source: RefSeq, a predicted model, not a curated record